AGAGUAAUCAGCAGGAGCAGGGCCAGUCACAGUCAGAGCACAGCGAUCAUUAUCACAAACUACUGCGGGAGUCCAGCAAGAGUCACAUCACACUCGCUUAAGUCCGGUCUAACACAUCCAGAAACGGGAACGCCAGAGUCUGCAUAUCCCUGGAUAUUUGCCCUGCACGACCGCUCGGCUCCGGUGUGUCAUCUGAAGCAGGACUUUGGAUAUGAUUAAGGAUCAUAAGAGUAGAUUUGUUUCCUCCGCAGUGGGACGGCUCGAUCCACCCCCGAGUCUGAUCUGAUGAUUUGAGAGGGAAGCAACGCAGCGCUGUGACUGUGCACCAUCUUCCUGCAGCUUCAGCCCACAUUUCAUCUGAAUCUGCAGACGCACUCCACUGAUCGAACGCUUUUCCUUUCUAUAAACAAAUCUCACCCGAGAUUGCGACUGACGCCAUUUUUUUUACAGCGAUAAAAACUCCGUCUGCUUGAGUUUGAAGGAUUGUAAAGUGCUUGUCACAAUCUAGUGGAUGGAUUUAACGCUACUCUCUUAGACUUCAGCAGCAGGAGCUUCAGAAAUGGGUUCACCUGGGAAAAACUCCACCUUAGUGAGAUUUAUAAGAUUCCGAGAGCAGUAGAGCCAAAAGCCAUCAUAUCCCUCUCAGAUUAAACUCAGUCACCUGGACAGUGUGUCCCUCUGCCCUUUUUGGGUCUUCCUGAUUCUUGAACUAAGCUUUGAGAUUGUCAAUGGAGCAAAGAGACCUUACUCGGACGGCCCAGCCCAAAGGAAACGAGGAGUUCUUCUCCACUGUUACCACCAUCAACAGAGCAGAUCUCAGUGAGGUGGGUCUCCUUGCCAGUCCAAUAAAGAGCCUCCCUUUACCUGGAGAGCAACAGGACCAUGAAGAGGACGAAGACCUCGGUCUGGGGAAGGAAAUUGAUGUCACUUCUAAUGCGGACAGUGAGAGAUGGGGGCAGGGAGAUGGGCUGGAAGAGCAGGAAUUCUCCAUCAAGGAGGCCAGUUUCUCUGAAGGCAGCUUGAAGUUGAAGAUACAAACAACCAAGAGGGCCAAGAAACCUCCUAAGAACCUGGAGAACUACAUCUGUCCCCCUGAGAUCCGCAUCACUAUCAAGCAGCCAGGAGAUCAGAAGACCGGCAAGCAUGCCAGGAGUGUCAGGGGAGGGAAGGAAGAAGAUAAAGGACCCCCCAGAAAAAGGACCUACGAGAGGCCUUAUAAACGAAUGGAUAAAACUGACAACGUGAUGAUGGAUAACAUGAAACCAAAGCAUGAGUCUAAAAGCAGAAACAUUUGCCACCUUGACUGGACAAAGCUGUUGGAUACUGAUGAAAAUGCAGUGUCCCAAGAACAGGAUGGGACAGAACCAGAAUCAAAAAGAGAAUCAGCGUGCACCAACAAGAGCCCUUUGUCAGAACCCAACACCCAUGCCAUGUCUUCCCCAAGCACUGACUCACUAGCAUUAUCUCCAGUUGAUGCAGUAAUGAGCCCCCCAGCUGACUCAACUAUGUUCUCUUUUAGUAAAGACAGAGGUUUGCAGGAAGUCACUGAGCAAGUUUUUGGGAACAUCAAACGUAAAUAUGGAAGAAAAGACCCAAUGAAGGCUUCUACCACGCAUAAUUUAGGCCUUCAGUGGGAUAAAAAGAUGGACAGAAAUACUGAAAACCAAGAUAAUGCUAAGGAGAAACAACCAUACAACACUGAUAAAAGUGAAUUUGAAAAAGAGGAGUCUGAAAAGUCAAGCAGUAAGCUGGAUGAUGAUAAUAAGACAACAUCAAGUUGUGGCACUCAUCAUGCAGAUGAAUCUAAGAGUAAAAAGCGAAGAAACAAAAAAGUAGGUGACGAUAACAACUUAUCUGAUGCACAAACCACACAGCAAGCUGAGAAGAUUGAUAAAACACACAAAGGUAGCACAAAACCUAAAAUGACAAAGAAAAUAGAAUUCAGUGCACCAAAACAAUUUGGUGUAAAGUUACAGGAGAUUGAAGAAGAACGUGCUGAGACAUUAAAUGAUGAUGUCGAGAUGUUUCAAAAUAGACCAAGGAAAACACCAGCUGGGAGACAAAGAUCAGUGAUUGAUGCCGACAAGCAAACAGAGGGCAGGCAAUCAAAGGUCAAGGAAAGGUGGUCUUAUUUAAAAUCCCAGAAAUCCUCUCUUCAUAAAGACUUGAAUCAGUCUCUGUCCAUCGAAGAGCCACCCUCUGCCUUCCCUAUUACCCCAUCCAGCCCACUCUACACAAACACAAACAGUUUGACAGUCAUUACUCCAGUAAAGAAGAAACGUGGCCGGCCCAAAAAACAGCCGUUACUUACUGUGGAGACGAUUCACGAGGGAACUGCAACAAGCCCUGUUAGCCCUAUAGCCCAAGAUUCAUCCAGCACUUUAAAAAGGAGAAAGAAGCAUAACUUGUCGAAAUUGGUGCAGUUGGCCUUCAACAAAUCCCCUCCGGCACAGCAAUUAAAACUCAAGAAAUCAGGUCAGGAAGGUGUCCUUAAAAAGAGGGCACCUAAGAAAAUGAAACUGGUCAAGAUGCAAAACAUUUUGAAUGAACUUUUGACCACUUCUAGUCCUGGCAAUCUUGCCUUGAAGUCCAGUGUUCCAGUUUCAAAUGCCAUGUCGACUGUGGCAUCGACAAUCGAGGCCCGUUUUGGCAAGCAAAUCAAUGUCAGCAAGCGUGGGACUAUUUACAUAGGCAAAAAGCGGGGAAGGAAGCCCAGAAUUAAUCUUCAUACCCAGCAAAAUGAGCACAAAGCCAGUGAUAAGCACUCGUUGCCUAUAUCUAGUCCAUUUGAGAACCCACUAGUGCCUUCUAAUAUGUCAUCCACAACCGGAAUGCCUUCUCCCAGGGUCAUGCCUUCCCUUUCUUCUCCCUCUGCAGCAGGUGGGACGUCUCACCCUGGCCCCAUGGAUACCAGCCAGCAUGACCUAAAGACAAUGCCAAAUCUACAGCCUAUCAGUGCAUUGCCCACAAAAACAUAUAAGGGCUUGCUUAGUAGUAACUGGAAGCUGUCUCCCCCAAGACUAAUGGCCAACUCACCAUCCCACCUGUCCGAAGUGGCUUCUGUCAAAGAAGUCACCCUAUCUCCAGUUAGCGAGUCCCACAGUGAAGAGACAAUCCCUAGCGAUAGUGGAAUUGGCACCGACAACAACAGCACAUCAGACCAGACCGAGAAAGGCCCGGCAUGUCGCCGAAGAUACUCAUUUGAUCUUUGCAGUUUUGAUGCCGCUGAGACCGCUGUUUUAGAGGCAAAAAGCAAAGCAGUGAGGGGGCACUUCCAGAAGCAUAUGACUGGAGUCGCUGUGGAAAAUUUCUUUGCUCAAGAGAGCCUGAAGAAGCAGAAACAUCGGAGGAAACGCAAGGCGCUCCAGAGCCGGGAUGACCUGCAGUUUAUGGCUGACCUAGAGGAGCUGGUUAGCAAAUUCCAGUUGUUCCGAAUCUCCCACCGCAGCUACAAGUUCUACCAUGAGAAUUCCUAUCCCAGCAUCUUCCGUCUUAACUUUGACCAAUACUAUCCUAUGCCAUACUAUCCCUACGACCCUGUGCACUAUCUUCGCAGGAGCUCUGAUAAGUCAAAGAGGAGGCGUGGUCGGCCAGCCAAGUCAAACGAGCCAAUAUCAAAGAUGCCUUUCAUUCAAGGGUUUGGCUGCCCAGUGCCUGGUGGCAAUUACUAUGCACCCUACGCGAUGCCUUACACAUCCAUGCCUCUUGCCACAAGUAUGGUAAACAUGGGCUAUUAUGGUCAGUACCCUUCACCCUUGUACUUAUCUCAUGCACUUGGACCUUCAGCCUCUCCACUCAUGAGGCCAUCAGUCCCUCCACCAAAGUUCCACCCUGGUACGUCCUCUAGUCUCGCUGCUCCUAGCAGACAUAGAGCGAAGAAUAUGCCACAUGAGAUGCCUUCAUCUAGAAUGAAUGACUCCCAUCACCCUUCAAGCAGCUGUUUGGGAAAUGUCUGUCUCCACAAACGCAAGCACAAGUACAAACAUAAAGAGGAUCAGUACAUCCCACAGAGGGAGGACCUCGGAGGGCUCUUCAGUGGAACCCAGAGUCCUGCCUUCCUCAACCUCUUGAACGAGAGACUUGACAAGAACUCUCUGUCCAAACUGAAGGACAAGCAAAGAGGCAAGCAAGUCACAGAUGCUUUGCCAGAAACUUCAAGGAACUACUUUGAAGUAGACACGCUUUCAUCAUUGUCCUUAUCUGACUCUCAGCUUUGUAAACGCACUCGAGGAGAGACACUGAACAACUUCCUGAACAUCUGCACCAGACAACCACACGAGCACCUGCGAGUCAGCCAGGACCAGUCGCUGGACUCAUUCAAGGGGCAGCACUUAGGGGAUGAUGAUUCUAGCAUUCACAUCAGGAGGCAUAGCUUGGAGGACUUUGCAGCAUUCAGAGAAGGAAGCAUGGCGACUUUCCAAGGAGGCAGAGAAGAGAGGGCUGAGCAGAUGUACCAGUGCUCCAACACAGCUGUAUCAGAUCCCAGUUCCCACAAGAGGAGGCACAAGUGCAAAGAAGUGGAGGAGAUCCAGUGUGACGUGCAAAAAAUGUGUACCUUCUCCAAGAUCCUCACCACCAAGAAGAACCUGGAUCACGUCAACAAGAUUCUGAAAGUGAAGAGGCUUCAGAGGCAAGCCAAGACAGGGAAUAACAUGGUGAAGAGACGCAGAGGGAGGCCUAGGAAGCAGCCGCUUUCUUUUGAGGAGGGAUUGCUGGGUCAGAUGCCAGUUCUAGAAAAGUGUAUGGAUCUUCCAGGGAAGAAGAACCUUCACACUGGUCUGGUUCCUGCUCACCUUGAGUUCUCCAAUCAUGACUCCAUCACAGAUGCCAUUGAGUCAGUGGUACACAUGGCCAGAUCCCAAACCAACUGGCACAAAGUUCAGCCGGAGCUCCAAAUCGAGCACCCAAACCGCAAAGGAAGAGGGCACAAGAGAGAAGAAGCUACUCUCACCUCACAAUAGAGAAGUCAUGACAGUGCACUGUGAGUUAGCCUUGUGCUUGGGUCUUUGUAUCGUUUUUUCGAUUAGUUUUUAUCUGAAUUCUACUGACACAUUUUAAUGGGCAUUCGCUGAGAACUUGGAUCAUGGUUGUGGUCUAAAAAAAACUCAGCUUUUGGUUUGUAUGAUUCUGUCCAAAAAUUUUUUAUUGGUCUCAAGGAGACAAAGUGAACUUUUACUCUCCCAAAGCCCAUAACCAUGAAGACUUUGAAACUAUGGCUGUAGCCGUCAUGUACCAGCACAUGUAAAUGAACUUCAAUGACAGUACUGUGCACUUUUUUUCUUUCUCUUUUUCGUUUCACUCAAGCACAAAGCACAGGUCUUCUGGCAAAGGUUGAUUUCGAACAACAGGUCACCGGUAACUCACUGCUAACACAUGCUUACAUAAACUUGCCUGCGCUCAGGUGUGUUUCAGGCAUGAACUAAUGGCAAUACUUUUGGAUGAAAUCCUUUUGAUGGCUAUCUUUCACUGUACAUAGCAACAUAUUCUACUAACAUUUCAAAUUCAAAGUAUUUUAGAUCUACCUAUAAUGUCAGCAUAUUAAAUCAAAAACCAUAUAGAGUUUGAAAUGUUUUUUUUUCCUGUUUUUAACCAAAAAGAAGAAAAAAGCUUGUUCAAAUGGAAAAACAAAACAUAUUUAGUCAUGUAAUCUUUACGAAGUGGAAACAUUGCAGAUCGAAGGCUUGUUGAGACAGAGGACAUCAAAACACAUGCCAGUAGUUCACUAUAGGCUCAAUGAAAAAUGCUACGGUUGCAUUUAAAACCAACAGAGCACUUAUUUCUUUCCUCUUUUUUUUUGUAGAACAAGUUAGAGUGGGCUUGACAGUUUCAUAGUUGUUGCUUUUUUUUCGCUUUAAAUUCGCAUCUGGAUGGUAUUUUCGUUAUUCGAGUCGCCUUCUCCAGAGUCUCUUUGAGAAUGUGCCUGCUCUUGUUAACUAAACAAUAAUAGUAUGUCUAUAUACCUGUCAGUAUUACAUAUCCAUAUGACCAAAGUUUCAGUGUAGUCGUGUAUCAUAGAAUAGAUUGGUUUCAGUUUAGCUGCUUGUGUGUAUUACUAUGAAUGGUGUGCUUAUUCGUCGUUUGGAGAAAAAAACAAAAACAAAACGGAAUGUACACUGAAGACUAUUUGGGUGAACGUCCUGAACAUGGGACAUCACAAACUAAUCAAAUACAUGUCCUGUUUUAGACUCGAGUUACAGUGAUACAAGCGAUUUGGAAUCAGGAUAGAUUUGAAUGUGGCCCGAAUUUGAAUAGCUUUCCAUUUGUUAAUGAUUUCUUGGUUUUUCCAUAUAUGUGCCUUAUGUUUGUCUAUAAAUCC
Molecule: messenger RNA, 6316 nt
Organism: Carassius carassius (crucian carp)
Lineage: Eukaryota; Metazoa; Chordata; Actinopteri; Cypriniformes; Cyprinidae
Product: SET-binding protein-like
Exons: 4
Coding region: 729-4961 (1410 amino acids)
Molecular function (GO): DNA binding
Source: RefSeq, a predicted model, not a curated record